Megalops cyprinoides (Indo-Pacific tarpon) is the source of this 2881-nucleotide messenger RNA. RefSeq names its product splicing factor 3b, subunit 2 (gene sf3b2). The record is from RefSeq and is a predicted model, not a curated record. Gene Ontology annotation, cellular component: precatalytic spliceosome; U12-type spliceosomal complex; nucleus. The coding region runs from base 83 to 2737 and encodes 884 amino acids. The transcript has 22 exons. NCBI's taxonomy places the organism in Eukaryota, Metazoa, Chordata, Actinopteri, Elopiformes, Megalopidae. Gene Ontology annotation, biological process: mRNA splicing, via spliceosome.
CCUUGCGAGUUUCCGGCGUUCGUCUUUCGGUACCGUCGUCGUGUGUUGAUCCUGUUUGCGCCCUAAAGAGAAACCCAACGACAUGGCGAGCGACGGACCCCCGGGAAUCGAACCCAACCCGCCCGAUCUGAGCGGUUCUGUGGCCGCGCUGAACACAUGGACUAACACCGAGCUCCAGGCCAAGCUUUCCGAGAUCGGAGCGCCCAGCAUGGGUCCCAGAGAAGAACUUAUAGACCGGAUGAAGGCGUAUGCGAUGCAGACUGGAAUAAUGCCCAGUAAACCUAACCUGCAAGGCAUCGAUGAUAAGUCUGCGCCCAUACCUGCACAGAUGCCUGGCAUGCCCAUGCCGCCCAUGCCCCUCCCCCUGCCGCCGGGCAUGGGCAUGCUACAGGCCAUGAGCAUGAUGGGGGGGCCACCCCCGCCCGGGAUGCACAUGCCCAUGGACCCCCCCAGCAUGCCGCCUGGACUGUCGCAGGAUGACCAGCUGAAGAUGGUGCAGCAGAGAGCGGCCAUGGUGCUGCAGCAGGAGGAGAGAGCCAAGCAGCAGGAGGACCCGCGAGCCAUGGAGGAGCAGAUGAAGGAGCAGCAACUGCUGGAGCAGCAGAAGAGGGCGGCCGUGCUGCUGGAACACGAGCGGCAGCAGGAGCUGGUGAAGAUGCAGCAGGCCGCGUCCGGACCCCGCACCACGGAAACCGUGCCACGCCCCCCGGGCCUGCCCAUGACCCCCAUCAGCAGCAUGAGAGGCAUGGCUUCCAGUGCACCCCCUCCGCCUGGGAUCUCCAUGGUGCCCCCUUCCAGCCACAGACAGAGGGUCCCCCCACCUCCAGGAGAGGACACGCGUGAGGUGUGGCAGGGGGAGGAGGUGGGCAUUGGCCCCAAGAUCCCACAGGCCCUGGAGAAGAUCCUUCAGCUGAAGGAAAUCCGCCAGGAGCAGCUCAGCACUGCCCCCACAGAGGAUGAUGAGAGUUCUGAGAGGGAGAUGAAGAGCUCAGCCACCGGCACCCUGUCAGAAACCGAGGAAGAGGAUGUCGCAGUCUCCAAGAAAGAUAAAAACCGCAAGCGAAGGAACCGGAAGAAGAAGAACAAGAAGAAGAGGGAGCAGGAGAAGAAGACACAGGAGGAGGAGCCCAGCAAGGAGGCGGACAGAGAGCCGGAGGUGCAGAUCGAGUACAUCACCGAGGAGCCCGAAAUCUACGACCCCAACUUCAUCUUCUUCAAAAGGAUCUUCGAGGCCUUCAAGCUCACGGACGACGUGAAGAAGGAGAAGGAGAAGGAGCCGGAGAAGGCGGAGAAGCAGGAGACUGCCACUGUGAAGAAGAAGGGAUUUGAGGAGGAGAAGAAAGACAGCGAUGACAGUGAUGAGGAAGCGAAGACGGACGCGCCCAAGAUGUCGAAGAAGAAGCUGCGGAGGAUGAACAGGCUGACCGUGGCCGAGCUGAAACAGCUGGUGGCGCGUCCGGACGUGGUGGAGAUGCACGAUGUGACAGCGCAGGAGCCCAAGCUGCUGGUGCACCUGAAGGCCACUCGCAACACGGUACCCGUGCCACGCCACUGGUGCUUCAAGAGGAAGUACCUGCAGGGCAAGAGGGGCAUCGAGAAGCCGCCCUUCGAGCUGCCCGAGUUCAUCAAGAGGACCGGCAUCCAGGAGAUGAGGGAGGCCCUGCAGGAGAAGGAGGACGCCAAGACGAUGAAGACGAAGAUGAGGGAGAAGGUUCGCCCAAAAAUGGGCAAGAUCGACAUUGACUACCAGAAGCUGCACGACGCCUUUUUCAAGUGGCAGAUGAAGCCAAAGCUGACCAUCCAUGGAGAUCUGUACUAUGAGGGGAAGGAGUUUGAGACCAGACUGAAGGAGAAGAAGCCAGGAGAUCUCUCAGACGAGCUCCGCAUCGCUCUGGGGAUGCCUGUGGGCCCGAACUCCAACAAAGUGCCCCCUCCCUGGCUGAUUGCCAUGCAGCGUUACGGCCCCCCUCCCUCCUACCCCAACCUGAAGAUCCCAGGCCUCAACUCGCCCAUCCCGGAGGGCUGCUCCUUCGGGUACCACGCUGGAGGGUGGGGAAAGCCCCCUGUGGAUGAGAUGGGGAAGCCCCUGUAUGGCGAUGUGUUCGGAACCAACGCGGGAGACUUCCAGGCGAAGACUGAGGAAGAGGAGGUUGACCGCACCCCGUGGGGUGAGCUGGAGCCCUCAGAUGAAGAGUCCUCUGAGGAAGAGGAAGAGGAGGAGAGUGACGAAGACAAACCGGACGAGACCGGCUUCUUCACACCUGCCGACAGCGGCCUGAUCACUCCUGGAGGCUUCUCGUCUGUUCCGGCCGGCAUGGAAACACCAGAGCUCAUCGAACUGAGGAAGAAGAAGAUCGAGGAAGCCAUGGACGGGAAUGAGACACCUCAGCUCUUCACAGUUCUGCCAGAGAGGAGGACGGCCGCGGUGGGCGCGGCCAUGAUGGCGUCUACGCACAUCUAUGACGUGUCAGGGGCGAUGGCCGGGCGUAAGGCGGGCGGAGGCCAGGAGUCGCAGGGCGUGGAGGUGGCGCUGGCCCCCGAGGAGCUGGAGCUGGACCCCAUGGCCAUGACCCAGAAGUACGAGGAGCACGUGAGGGAGCAGCAGGCGCAGGUGGAGAAGGAGGACUUCAGCGACAUGGUGGCCGAGCACGCCGCCAAGCAGAAGCAAAAGAAAAGGAAGGCCCAACCCCAAGACAACAGGGGCGGAGCCAAGAAGUACAAAGAGUUCAAGUUUUAGCCAAUGAGCAGCGAGAGGGUGAGGGGGUAUGCUCACCCUUUCCUUUACUGAUGACCUACCAACCUUUUUUUGUUUUUUUAAAUAUGGAAAAUGUCGUGAAAGGAUCAUUUUAUAGAGCCAUUCCACCUCUGUCUGUGUGACAGA